AGCAAGUUCGCCACGAUUUUGCCAUAGUAUUGCCUAAAAUGGAGCAGAUGGUUGGGAAAUCUUUCAUUAGUUCUGCUAUAUCCGAUGCGAUGUUCAAGUUCGCCCUGACAAGUUUGCAUAAAUAUGCGACGAUCAAGUCAAAGGAAGAUUUUGUUUUUAGUCCGUACAGCAUAUAUCAGGAACUUUUCUCGGUUUACCUUAUCUCCAGUGGUGAUAUUGAACAGCGUUUAAAGAACAUUCUUUAUUUACCGAAUGUCUCUAAAUAUGAGUUGAUGAGAAUCAUUAAAUUUGAUAAAUAUUCCUCAAUACAUCAUAAAUACGCUACAAAACGGCCUGCAGGGUAUGAGAAUGCUGCCUUUAAUCAGCCUCAACUGUACGCGGUUGACAAUAAAUGUAUUUUUUUAAACACAACACUUCGUAAAAACAUCGAAAUAAUAACAAAACUGUACAAUUGUGGAUUCACAUCUAAUGAGAGCAAUGAUAUUCACGAUAUAAAUAGAAUGACCAAUAAAAUUUUAAAAAGCUCUACAGACGAUUACAAUUUUAAACCGUUGAAAUUAGAAGUAAAAAGAGAAGCUAUGGACAUUAUUUUGAUGAACGUGCAUAAUUUCCACGGUCCAUAUCAAUCAAUCUCACAAUGGAAAAUUAAUGAGAUGAACGUCAACCGAUUAAUGUCAAAUACUUCUUCCUCUCUAAGUUUUAAAACGUGUUAUCAAACUAGCACGUUGUACGAAGGACAGUCGACCAGCAAAAAAAACAAAAAGGUUAAAACUGAUACGAGCAGCACUAGUCUUUUCAGCUUGUACGAAAGAGAGUCGACCAGCGAAGAAAUGCGUGUAAACGUUAAAACUGAUACGAGCAGCACUAGUCUUUCUAUCCUGAACGAACAAUUGUCAACCAGCGAAGGAAUGCGUAUAGAAAAUGAUACGAGCAGCAUUAGCCUUCCCAGCUUGUACGAAAGAGAGUCGACCAGCGAAGAAUGCGUGUAA
Messenger RNA from Nylanderia fulva, 989 nucleotides. The record is from RefSeq and is a predicted model, not a curated record. NCBI's taxonomy places the organism in Eukaryota, Metazoa, Arthropoda, Insecta, Hymenoptera, Formicidae.